Messenger RNA from Ostrea edulis (European flat oyster), 4632 nucleotides. RefSeq names its product seipin-like. Gene Ontology annotation, cellular component: endoplasmic reticulum membrane. Gene Ontology annotation, biological process: lipid storage; lipid droplet organization. The record is from RefSeq and is a predicted model, not a curated record. Bases 66 to 1148 code for a protein of 360 amino acids. The transcript is spliced from 8 exons. Lineage: Eukaryota; Metazoa; Mollusca; Bivalvia; Ostreida; Ostreidae.
UUGUCAAACAACCAUCGACUUCCGGUACAAAGUGCUCUGCUUGAACAAGUGAAAAGACAAAAAUAAUGAUUUUGAUGUUUGUGUACAAUAUUUUGGGAUGGCUUAAAGACUCGUUUGACUUAACAUUAUCGAAAUUGAAGAAUAUCGUCACAAGAAUUGCUGUUAUCAUUGCUGUUUUUGUUAUUUUGCUGUGGUUCUCUGCAUUUUUAUACGGCAGCUUUUACUUUGCAUAUAUGCCACCUGUUUCUCUAAUUAAAAGGGUGAAUUUACAAUUCAAAAUAUGUGAUGAUGGAGUAGAAAUAUGUUCAUAUCCUGCAGAUAAUAUUACUCUGGUUAAUGAAGGUCAAAGUGAGGUGUUCGCGAGGGGUGAAGCUUACAGUAUAAUAUUGGAAACUGAACUGCCAGAGUCUCCAAUCAACAAGGAAUUAGGUAUGGUCAUGGUGAAGCUACAGCUGUAUGAUAAGACUGGACAGACCGUGGCCUGCUCGUCCAGAUCUGUAAGUGUAAUGCUGCAUUACAGAUCGGAGUUGUUGCGUAUAAUUGACACAUUUGUGUUUUCUCCUCUACUUCUCUCAGGAUUUGCAGAACAAAAGCAAUCAUUAAAUGUUGAUUUUUAUAGGAACUACAUUGACGACUCUUAUAAUCCAGCCAUUGGAGCAUAUAUAGAGGUUCAGAAUUUAAAGAUACAAAUUUAUUCAGCAACACUGAAGAUACAUGCUCAUUUUACUGGUUUGAGGUAUAUGUUGUUCCAUUGGCCACUCCUCUCUGCUGCCAUAGGAACGACCCUCAAUAUGUGUCUGCUUAGCUUCAUGGCACUGUUGUCAUGGUACCAGAUUUACUACAGUAGAGGAAAUGGUAAUUCUUUUGAAUAUGAGCCAGACAGGAAACCUAAAGACAGAAGUGAAAUGGAGGAAAGAAGAAAGAAUAUACGAGAAAUGCUGGCAAAAGAAAGAAAAGCAACAGUGGCACAAAUGACAGGUAGACCUCCACCAUAUUCAGAAGAUCCAGAGCAAUCUUCCAAACUAGAGACAAUGGGUAGCAGAGAAGACUAUGAAGAUGUAGUGGACAGUCUAAUUGCACCAAUGGACUUAGAGGAUUCAGAACGUGACUUCUUAUUGCGUCAUAGACGCCCGGUGAUCUCUUCAUGACAAAUCCUACAGAUUUCAGUUUUUUAUUUAUGUAUAUUAUUAGGCCCCACCCUAUGGUAGGUGCUCUAUAGUAAUCAUUCUGUCUGUCUGUCCGUCCAUCAGCACUUCCUAUGACACAUGACAACUUUUUAAAGCUUCCUUGGGAAGAAUUUCGUAAAUUUUAUACAUAAUACUUGGAUUAGGCAGAGGAAGACCCCAUUCAAUUUUUAGAUUUACUGGCUUUGUUACGGAGUUAUGGGACUUACCAUCAGUAAGAUAAUAGAUAAUAGUACCAUAUAACUUGAGAAGAUUUUCAUAGAAUUGUAAAAGUAAUGUUUGGAUUAGAAAGAGGAAAACUUUUCGAUUUUCAUAUUUACCUGUUUUGUUAUUAUGGGACUUAGAAUUUUUUAUUUUAAAAUAUUCAUUGUGGGGCCCUCUCUGACUUUAUAUCAGUUUUCUAGUUUUUAUUUUUAUUAUAUUUUAUUUAUCAUCUUUGAUCACAAGUUAGAACCAAAUUUGCACAAAAUAUACCAAAUGAAAGAAAAAAGAUAAUAAUAGAUUAAAGAGUCAAGCUGGUAUAAACAUUGUUUAUACAUUGUGCAUUUUUAAUUCCUUACUCUGUAUUUUUUAUACUUUUCUAUGUAUUCAACGUUUGUUACCUUUGUUACAUGUAUGUAACCUUACAUGAAAAAUUUAUCAAUGAUUCGAAAAGACUUUAUGAGCAAACUGAUUUUGUCACAAUAAUUUAAGAGUGUAAAUGAUUAUGUGCAAAUGUUGGUAUAUUACUGUUGUAAGUGUAAACUGAUAUUGUAAACCAACUUUUAUUUGCGGCUACUUUAUUUCGUUAUUCACCUAAAUAAAAGUUCCUUUACAGUAUGUCACUUGGCAUUAACUGAUAGGCCAGUAAUAUUAUGCAAUAUUAACUACUGUUUCAAUAAUAUUACACGACAAUUACCAAGUAUAGAGGUGUUUCAAAAAGGUUACUGGUAAAUGUUUAUACCUACAAGUAUAUGUUGUAAAGUCAAGAUUAAUUGUGAAAUCUUUCUGCAAUUUUUUUUUUUAUUUUCGUGCUAAUUAUGGAAAUGUGCAGAGCACCAUAUAAUGAUUUUUGUUUCUGAAAGUCUCAAAACAUUGAAGAAAAAUAAUUCCAGAUAUGAGAUUAGUAUUUUCUGCUGUUUAAUCAGUAAACAGUUAAGUAGAUUUUCGUAUACACUGACGUACAAUAUACAGUAAAACACAUUUAUAAUGAAAAGUUGGGGACAAACAAUUUAAUUCAUUAUAAAUAUUAUUUGUUGUAUCUAAUAAGUUAAUGAUAUGUUUUAAAACUACAGGAGAUGAAAAUCCCUUCACUGUUGGAGUGAAUUCAUUAUAAGUGUGUUCACUGUAACUGUGUUUUACUGUAUAAUACCAUUUUAUGUACUUGCUGUCAAGGAUUUUUCCAUUCCCUCAGUUUUUGGUUUUUAAGCUUGUGCCUUUUGUUUAAUUUGUCAUGAUAAAUAUUAUUCUGUAAUAUACUCGUAUAUUUCAGUUUUUAGAUAUUGUCAUUAUCCUCCUGAGAGAUUUUCAUUUCCUUUGUCUUCACGGUCAUUUGUUUGUACAUCCGAUGCUCACAAAUUUUUCUUACUUUUGAUAAAAACUACGUGUUUUGAACAUCAGGAGUGAACUUUACUCUGUUUACAGCAUUUAUUAACAGAGCAGGGCAGUAAAUAUCUCUCUUGAAUAGUCCCACUAUGACAUAUCCUUGUGACACUGCACAUCACUACUAGAUUUGAUUUUUAAAAUUGUCUACAAGAAAAAGUAUCACACUGCAAUGUUAUCAACCAACAUUUUAACAAGGGCGUUUUGUAAGCAUUUUUUUAAUGACCAAUACAUCAGUAUUAUUGAAGGAAUAUGCUAAAUAGGAACAAUCAUGUGCAUUAUCAUCGAUUUUAUUCGUGUAACAACAAUUUAAAAAAAAAAAGGAGUGGAUCGAGGGGCUGAUGUCUGUGUAGCUUUUCCCACCCACAUGUGUUCAAAGGUCAUGAAUGUAAAAGAAUCAAGAUUAUGAAGGAAUUAGCGAUUACAUUUUGUGUUCAUUCUUUGAUAGACAUGAUAGAUGCUGUAAGUAUUUCCAUGUGUUGUUAAUCACAUGUAUCUCCUCUUUAAACCAUACACAGUGUUUAAUUAUGUGUUGUCAGUAUCUUUAUUUAAUGAAUUGCUUAACUAAGGGAAAGUAUGUGUAGUGGUAAUUCACAUGAAAAUCUCAUAAUUGCAUAUUUAGUGUAAAUAACAUCCCACACCUAGAUAGUCAUGUUUACAGAAGUCUUAUAUAACUGCUAUUGGUGAGAAAUUUAUUUAAUCUUUUUAUAAACAUAGUUCAAUAAUCUACUCCACAAAAAUGUCUGCUGUUCUGUAGUGUGGACACCUUUUAUCUGAUUGUGGGACUUUGAAUCUGGAGGAUGGUAUUAGAAAGAGAGGUACUUGUAGUUGUAACAAUUUAAUGUUUAGUUAUCGUGUAUAUGUAGUAUAUAUACUGCUCAGUGUUAUUCUAGUUAUCCCCCAAGUCUUUCAGUGCUGGAAUGUAUAAAUAAAUGUAUUUUGUCACAUUGAAUAAUGUUGAAACAAGAGAUCAUUUUUUUUAGUGCUUUUAGGCAAAGCAUGUGACUUAUGAAGUGCAUUUGAGACCACCUGUUGAUCUCGUGCUCAGUUCUUAGAGUUGUGAAUAACGAGAACAUGUGCGUAUGAACAUGUUCUUUGACUACACUACCUACAGAGGUGUGGUGAGUUCUUGUACUUCAAACCAACCAGUUUUCCUGAUGCAUACUUGGCGUUCAGGAUCGGCAAAGAACAGUGAUCUCGAACGCACUCAUCGAGUCCUGUCUCCUUUUUUAUUGAUCAUUUUGAAUAAAUUUCCAGAUUUUCUUAUAGAUAUGGCAAUAAAUGCUUAUUUUUUUGCUAUCACACACACAAUAGUUUUUUUUUUAAAAAAAGAACAUUAUGAAAGCUCUCUAAAGCAAUCAUUGUUUGACUGAAUUCAAACAAAUGAGUUUUGAAAAUUUUGGGGUCGAAAUGUUCUUUAAAAGUACUCUGAAUCUGAUUUUCAGUCCCUCUAUGUCAAGAACUUUGUGAAAGUUUCAAGUGUAUGCCAUGUAUAAUCUGUAAUUUUAAGUUGUAUAAUUGAUGAUAAUAAAUCAAUUUUAUGUUAUUUGCAGUAAGUAGUUUUGAAUCUUUUGGUUGCACAGAACUUGGAGCCAAAAUAAUAUGCUAAAUUUUAUUCAUUUUGUUAUAAUUAAAUGCUGAAUAAAACAAGAAACAGUAUGGUUAGCCUUGUACUUCAUUAAAACUGUACACAGUAAAUCAUGUGCUUAUAACAAACACGCUUUAUAACGAAUUUAUUCCCUAUGAGAGGGAAUUAUUUAAACUGUUAUUGGAUGUAACAAAGUUUGGUUAUAAUGAAUUCAUGACCCUUGCCAUAACCAUGUUGUACUGUAAUUUACAUGAUUCAAUGUUUAAAGUUAUGAAAUAC